AUGCGCGCCGUGUCCGUCGUCGUGGCCAGCACGCCGAAGGGGGGGAUCGGCCGCGAUGGUGCGCUUCCGUGGAGCUUGCCCGAGGACAUGGCACACUUCAAACGGGUCACCAAGGCUUUGCCAGACGACGCGGACGCGGGUAAGGUCAACGCUGUCAUCAUGGGCCGCAAGACCUGGGAGUCCAUCCCAAGCAAGUUCCGGCCUCUACCUGGUAGGCUCAACGUCGUGUUGACGCGCACCGUUGCCGAACCGUCGAAGCAGCUCUACCCCUCGGACGUGAUGGUCGCAUCGUCUGUUGCGAGCGCUGUCGAUGAGCUGGCGAAGCGCCAGGAUGUGGCCGACAUAUUUGUGAUCGGAGGCCAGGCCGCGUACCAGGAAGCAGUGGAGCUGCCCAACUGCCGCUACAUCUUCAUGACCCGCGUCGGCAAGGAUCUCGAGUGUGACGCAUUCUUCCCAGCCUUCGACGCCACCAAGUUUCAAGUGGUGCACCUGAGCAAGACGUCAAGCCACGACGGCCUCCCGUACGACUUCAUCGUGUACGAGCAGAAGGCCAUGGCGGCGGCGAAAGGGAGCCCGUCGCCGGCGCUGGCUGCCAUGGGCGGUGCAGGGCAGCUCUUGCACGAGGAGUACCAGUACCUCGACGCCAUCCGCGAGAUCAUCGAGAAGGGCGAGGCGACAGGCGACCGCACCGGCGUGGGCACCAGGUCGAUGUUCGGGAAGCAGAUGCGCUUCGACCUCAGUAAGAGCUUCCCCCUGCUGACAACGAAGAGAACGUUCUGGCGCGGCGUCCUGGAGGAGCUUCUGUGGUUUGUGAAGGGCGACACGAAUGCCAAUCACCUGUCCGAGAAGGGCGUGAAGAUUUGGGACGCCAACGGCUCGAGAGAGUUCCUGGACAAGCGCGGGCUUUCCCAUCGGGAGGAGGGGGAUCUAGGCCCUGUCUACGGCUUUCAGUGGCGCCACUUCGGGGCCAAGUAUGUGGACAUGCACACCGACUACACAGGAAAGGGCGUGGACCAGCUGGCGCAGUGCAUCCGGAAGAUCAAGGAGGAUCCGAACGACCGGAGGAUCUUGCUCUCGGCGUGGAACCCAGCCGACCUCUUCGAGAUGGCCUUGCCGCCUUGCCACAUGUUCUGCCAGUUCUACGUGGCCAACGGCGCGCUCUCGUGCCUGAUGUACCAGCGCUCCUGCGACAUGGGCCUGGGCGUACCGUUCAACAUCGCGUCCUACUCCCUACUGACCUGCAUGAUGGCGCAGGUCUGCGGCCUGCAGCCGGGCGAGUUCAUCCACACGCUGGGGAACGCGCACGUCUACGAGAACCACGUCGAGCCCCUGAGGGAGCAGCUGGAGCGGACCCCGCGCCCGUUCCCAAUCCUGAGGGUGAAUCCGGACGUCAAAGACAUCGAUGGCUUCAGGGCCAGCGACUUCGAGCUCGUGGGGUACAGCCCGCACGGCGCCAUCAAGAUGGACAUGGCCGUGUGA
Prorocentrum cordatum is the source of this 1479-nucleotide messenger RNA. The record is from the annotation of a GenBank genome assembly. NCBI's taxonomy places the organism in Eukaryota, Dinophyceae, Prorocentrales, Prorocentraceae.